Molecule: messenger RNA, 5803 nt
Organism: Liolophura sinensis
Lineage: Eukaryota; Metazoa; Mollusca; Polyplacophora; Chitonida; Chitonidae
Product: H(+)/Cl(-) exchange transporter 7-like
Exons: 24
Coding region: 254-2737 (827 amino acids)
Biological process (GO): chloride transport; transmembrane transport
Cellular component (GO): intracellular membrane-bounded organelle; lysosomal membrane
Molecular function (GO): chloride transmembrane transporter activity
Source: RefSeq, a predicted model, not a curated record
AAGUCCUUUAUGCAAAUUGUCUUAGAUACCUGGUUGCAUCGUUCCAGUGUUAAGCAGUUGCGCUCAUUUUGGACGGUUCUCAAGCCGUGAUUAGGAAGUUACUUGUGGUUCCUGAGAAUUGAUGUUAAUUGUUUCUUGAACUGUUAUCAGCCAAUGGUGCAUGGAAACUUUGCUGUGGUUUUUGAAGCCUUAAGUUGGGGAUAGCCUUUGUGAAUGAAAGAAAGUUUAUAUGAAACAACUUGGAGCAUAAAUAAUGUCUGCACCAGCAAAAGACGAGACAGAGUUUAUCGUAACUCCUGUGAGUGCAGAUGAUCAGCCGGCUUCGGGAAAGCGAGGGACGUUGGAGAAGGAGAUCCCUGUGUUUGAGGAGUUGAACCAUGACGCAGAGAACACAGAUUCUUACAACCAGAACAGCAUUACAUAUCUCUUGGCCAACAGAUUCAGGGAUUUUGGAAAGAAGAUCCGGCAGUAUAGUAUAACAAGCGCUGACGAACCUUUGAUAAGGUAUAGGAAGCGGUUAAUAUCCAAAUAUGAGAGCCAAAACUAUGACAUCUGUGAGAAUCACUUGUAUGUGCAGGAGAUGGAAAAACAGAGGCAGAAUAAAAUUCGUCGCCUCUGGAUGGCCCGGUGGUUAAUCAUGUUUUUAGUGGGACUGGGUGUGGCUUUGGUUGCCGUGGCAGUGGCGAUGAUGAUCGAAUAUGCUGCUCAUCUCAAAUUUUCCAUUUUACAAAAAUAUUUUACCAAUUGUGCCAAGGAUAACUGUAUGUACAUCCCGGUGUUAAUGUGGGCCGGUGUAAACUUGGUCAUCUCGGUGCUGGCGGCUGCACUGGUGACGUAUGUGGAGCCAGCUGCAGCAGGUAGUGGCAUCCCACUGAUCAAAUCAUACCUGAAUGGUGUCAGGAUCCCAGGCCUGAUGUCCUUACGGGCUCUCAUAGCUAAAGGCCUGGGGGUUGUGUUGUCUGUGAUGGGAGGCCUGGCCUGUGGGAAGGAAGGCCCAAUGAUUCACUCAGGUGCUAUUGUAGCCGCUGGAUUGGCGAAGGGACGCUCAAGGAUAUGUAAAAAGGAUUUUAAUAUGUUUGACAGCUUCCGAAAUGACCGCGAGGUGCGGGACUUUGUCUCUGGGGGAGCAGCUGCCGGUGUUGCGGCUGCAUUUGGGGCUCCCGUGGGUGGAGUUCUCUUCAGUUUAGAGGAGGGAGCAAGUUUCUGGAACCAGUCGUUGACAUGGAGAGUGUUUUUUGCCUCCAUGAUCUCCACGUUCAGUGUGAAUGUGUUCCUGAGUUCUAUCCAUGGUCAUCCCACUGCCCUGUCAUCACCAGGUCUGGUCAGCUUUGGACAGUUCCCGGAUAUUAAAUAUGAUCUUCUAGAAAUUCCUAUUUUCUUCUUGAUGGCUGUGAUAGGUGGACUUAGUGGUGCUCUGUUUGUAUUUUUGAAUUAUAAACUGACAGUGUUUAGGCAAAGGUUUUUAGCUAAAAAAUGGCUGAAGGUUGCUGAGACGGGGCUAGUGGGUGCGAUGAGUGCAGUGCUGCCCUUUGUCCUCAUUUACUCUGUUAAUCAGUGUUACCACCCUCCAAGCGGGGAUCACGGUCACGGGGGUAGCGAGGGGCAUGGCACGGGAAAUCCUUCACAGGUGUAUUGUAAAGAAGGAGAACAGAAUAUCAUGUCUAUGAUAUUCUUGAGGACGCCGGAAUCAAGUCUGAUCGGAAUGUUACAUGCACAGCCAGAGGAAUACAAUGCCAUUGUACUCUCCAUCUUUAUCCCGCUGUAUUUCCUAUUGGCUGUGUGGACAUAUGGACUGAGCGUGUCCAGUGGGGUGUUCGUACCCUCCCUCCUCAUCGGGGCUUCCUGGGGACGGCUCAUCGGGCUUGGCAUUGCCAAAAUUUUUCCAUUUCUGGAGGCUAACCUGGGGAAGUACGCCUUGAUAGGAGCAGCCUGCCAGUUAGGGGGCACGGUCAGAAUGACCAUCAGUCUGACCGUCAUAUUGGUGGAGUGUACGGGAGACAUCACCUUUGGUCUGCCCAUGAUGCUGGUUCUCAUGAUCACUAAGUGGGUCGGCGACUUCUUUGACACCAGUCUUUACGACAUGAACGUCCACGUUGCAGGAAUUCCUCUUCUUCCCUGGGAUCCUCCGGCGAUGUCUGACAACUUAAAAGCCAAUGAUGUGAUGAAUGCCCCUGUGGCUGUGUUCAGGCCUGUGGAGAGGAUUGGGCGGAUUGUGAACACCCUGAGAACUGAGACGUUUUGUGGAUUUCCUGUCACAGAGGCACAGUCUGAUGCACCCAGAUAUCUAGCCCCACCUCUACCAUGUCCAAGGGCCAAAAAAACAGUGGAAUCUUGCGGCAGGUUAAAGGGCCUUAUCCUGAGAUCACAGCUCACAAUUCUGCUCAAAAAUAAAGUUUAUGCAAAGGAAGGGUCGUCCAUUCCAAAAAAUAUAAAGAUGGAAGAUUUUAGAAAUGAAUAUCCGUGGACAGUCAACAUAGAGGAUAUAACAAUCAGUGAUGAAGAAAAAGACUUUGUCAUGGAUCUGCGCCCCUACAUGAAUCCUUUUCCCUAUACCAUAUUUAAAGAAGUGUCCUUACCAAGAGUGUUUCGGAUUUUCCGAGGGUUAGGGUUACGCCACCUGGUGGUUGUAAGUGAUACAAAUGAGGUGCUGGGUAUGGUGACGAGGAAGGAUUUGGCUCGCUACAGGACUGAACCUAAGAGGGGAAUGCUGAAGAUGGAGAUUCUGGAUAUUCAGUAGAUGAGCACACAGUAUUAUAAUUAUUCUGGUUUUCUCAUCAUGAUGGAGUAGUGGUGUUGUAAGAAUAGAAACGAUGGCUCCGUGGACUGACUGCAUAUCUGGAAAAUUCUGUUUUGAGUGGAGUGCUGUUGUAAUAGUUUUCGUUCUCAAACUAUGCACGUCUUUGAUAGUUUAAAUUAGCACACAGUGUGUGUCCUCUUCUUAAAUUCAGGGAGUAGGCUAAAAAGAAAAUGACAAAAAAAAGAAAAAAAUGAAGGGAUGUAGUGGAAAAUUUUUUUACUUCACAUGAAAUUGUGCUUUAGUGAAUCUAGCGAUACCAUUUUGUUAUUAUUUUGUUUUGUCUUCAAACAACCAUAUUUUAAGGUGUAAAAGUUGAUAAUGUAUAAAAGCAUAUUUGAUAAUGUCAUGACAGAAAUAUGGACCCAGCAUGAAAGAUCUCAGAUUUUCUAUUAUGUGUAAAUUGUAUGAGAACAAUGUGAAAUCGUCAGAUGUCAUAUUUUAAUGAUUUUCUUCAUGUACAAAAUUAGAAAUCACACAUCUCAUAUAUACAUUUGGUGUAUUAUACAAUUUCAGGAAUGUUUGUUUGAGGUUUUACUGUUUACAAUCACAACAAUCACACUGCCGUUGAUAGUUUGCCCUUAAAAAAUCACCAAUUGUAACAAUUUGCCCCUCCCCCCCCCACACACACACACAAAGUCAAUUGUGACAAUCAAACACCAGUUGUAUGGUGUAAAUUAUCUCCUGUACAUUUUGCAUCUACUGGUUUUUGUUUCCUUUUUAUUCUUUGGUAGUUUUUGAGAAUGGAUUUUUUAUGUUUGAAGCAUAUUGAUGUGCACUGUGAAUUGCAUUAAUGAAGUCGUGUUUCAUUUUAAUGGUUGAAAAGGUUGUGAUCUACCCUAUUUUUUAUUACGUGUAUGUCUAUCAGGAGAGCAUUUGUGAUUUGAAGUUGUUGACAUUUUUUAUGAGACAUCUCUAAAAGGUGUCAGUUUGUUGUUUUAAUAUGAUGUCAUUUCUAUGUACAUGUAGUUAUAUAUUCUAGGCGUCAGGAUAAUUAUGCGAAUUUUAAUUACACCAAAGAAAAGAAUGUAAUGAAUUGAAUUUGAAAUUUGAUGUACAGCUAUAUCGUUUCCAGGCAUUUGUAAUGUACUUUUUAUGUAUACGACUGUUACUAGAAAAGUUGAUAUUGUGGUAAAAAACAUUAAAAAAAGCCAUCAAUUUUAACAGGAUUAAAAAAAUGCCAUGAUUUGAGCUCACACUGUUGAAAUUAUAGUCUGUUGUAAUAUUAAUAAUGGCCUCGGUCGUCUUUGUAAGCUUUGGUUGCUUAUGAAGAAUGAUUAAGCUGUUGUGAUGGCUUUGUUUAUUACAUAGUGAGCGUGUUUAUUAUGUAAUGAGUGUUUAUUACGUAAUAAGUGUUUGUUACAUAAUUAAUGUAUUUAUUAUGUAAUGAGUGUCGAAAACCUGUAUAUGAGGCAAGAAUUGACAGGGUUUAUAUGAUUCUCUUGUUGACUGCAAACUGCUCCUAUACUUCUUCACAUGGACAUUCACCUACUGAUAUGAUGUUGGUUAAAUACAGUAAUGCUGGUGUUGUGUGUUCUUGGUUGAAUGUUUCUGUAAAGUGUACCUUAAUGUGUAUUUGGGUGUUCCCUUGGGUUGGCUAUUCCAGGCCUGUUCCCUUAGCUUGGCUAUUCCAGGCCUGUUCCCUUAGUUUGGCUAUUCCAGGCAUGUUCCCUCAGCUUGGCUAUUCCAGGCCUGUUCUCUCAGCUUGGCUAUUCCAGGCCUGUUCCCUCAGCUUGGCUAUUCCAGGCCUGUUCUCUUAGCUUGGCUAUUCCAGGACUGUUCCCUCAGCUUGGCUAUUCCAGGUCUGUUCCCUUAGCUUGGCUAUUUCAGGCCUUUUCCCUCAGCUUGGCUAUUCCAGGCCUGUUCCCUCAGCCUGGUUAUUCCAGGUCUGUUCCCUUAGCUUGGCUAUUCCAGGCAUGUACCCUACUAUACAGAUGCACGCUUUCUUCAUUGUGUACUAGUAGUUGUUGAAUGGUAAUCCAAAAGAUAACCUUUCAUCAUUUUAGUUGUUAUUUAGCUGUGAUUUUUAUUGAAUGUUAGCAGUGAUAUUUUUAUUAUUAUUAUUAUUGUUAUUUCAAGCAAGUACACGUUAGCGACAUUUUGACUGCAUGAUGACAUUAUUAUAAUUUGGACAAUCUCUAAAGCUGUGAUCAGAGUGAUAUGUAUGAAUUGAACCAGUAUCUCAUCAUGCCUGUAUAAGUAAAGAGAUGACUAAGAGUUAGAAAUUCAGUUUACACAGGAAUAGUGCUUUAUUUUGUCACAAUGUUGUUAUUGUUGAGCAGUGUUAAUAUUUAUGUGUCGUUUUUUUCUGUAGUUGUUGACUUUAAUACUGAGCGAUAUUUAUUACCCCAGAGAUAUAAUAACUGGAAAGGAAUUUGUUAACCAUUUUUGUUAAAGUUUAAACCCAUAUAUACAUAUAGAUAUAUAUCUGUUAUGGAUUGUUUCAUCUUUAUUUUUAUACACCACAAGCUAUCCACAACUUGCAUUCGUUUUUAUACAGUAUAGUGCUUUUGACUCUGCCCCCUACCCACCCAUCAUUAUACCCCAGCCUGUGGCCAAUUCCACAAAGUCAUUUCUGAUUUAAGUCAAAAUUUGAAAUAAGAUUUCAAAGCUUGUUUUGGGGUUUUAGUAAUUAAAAUUCUGUACCCCACAUCAAUGUUAAGACAAAUGCGUCAAAAUUUCACUUUUCAGUAACAAAAACUAAGCGUCGUGCAGAGUUUUUAAGUUUUGACUUAAGUUAGAAAGGGCUGUGGGGAAUUAGCCCCUGGUCUUGAGCUAAAAAAAAAAAAUACACAAACAAAAUUUAUCAUUCAAUCUGUGUCACCAUUGAUGUUAAAACUACAGCUACACAUUUUCGCUGAUAUGUAGUAUUAAAAUGUAGGCUUUAUAUUUCAGAAGGGAAAUAUAUGCAGGGUAAUUUCUGGCAUUUAAACCAUUGACAAAAUACAUAUUCUCAGCUCGCUUGUUAAAAAAGAUUUUAGCUGGCUCUGAAUUUGAUUGGUGUUACCA